CGCCCUAGUGUGGAGAUGGGGCUCUAACCCGGGCGCGCGCGAGGGUCCAAGCACGCACGUGCCUCCAGACACCUGCGGAGGCUGGAUUUUCUGAGCGCCUGGCAUGAACCGCAAGAAGCUGCAGAAGUUGACAGACACCUUAACUAAAAAUUGCAAACACUUUAAUAAAUUUGAAGUGAAAUGUCUCAUCAAUCUUUUUUAUAACUUGGUGGGAGACGUAACAGAGCGACCAGGUGUCGUCAUUGGACUAGAUCGUAAUGCAUUUAGAAACAUCCUGCACACAACAUUUGGAAUGACAGAUGACAUGAUUUUGGACAGAGUAUUCCGAGGUUUUGAUAAAGACAACGAUGGUUGCGUAAGUGUGUCAGAGUGGAUUUAUGGAUUAUCAUUGUUUCUUCGAGGAACUUUGGAAGAGAAAAUGAAAUAUUGUUUUGAAGUUUUUGAUUUGAAUGGUGAUGGAUUUAUUUCAAAAGAGGAAAUGUUCCAUAUGUUGAAGAAUAGCCUUCUCAAACAACCUUCUGAAGAAGAUCCUGAUGAAGGAAUUAAAGAUUUGGUGGAAAUAACACUUAAGAAAAUGGACUAUGACCAUGAUGGGAAGUUGUCUUUUGCAGACUAUGAACAAGCUGUAAGAGAAGAAACUCUGUUACUAGAAGCUUUUGGACCAUGUCUACCUGAUCCAAAGAACCAGAUGAAAUUUGAAGCCCAAGUAUUCAAAGACCCAAAUGAAUUCAAUGACAUGUGAAUACCUAAAUGUCUUUGUUUUCUCAAACAAGUAGGAAUGGAGGCUCAUGUGUAUUGUUUUCUUACUAAGCUCAGAAAGAUGUUUAAAUUUGGGGAUAGGAGAUAGGUCACUUACCUAUGCCAUUCAAGUUUGGUGAAAACUCAAGUAAAAUAGAUGAAAGACAGGAAGUUCCCUAUUGGAUAUUGUUGAGUUUGGCAAAACAAGUAAACAUUUCUAGAGAAAAUUACCACAUAUCUGUUGAAGCCCAUAACUGUUGUAAAGCUUUUGUAUUAAUGAAAUGAGUAGAGAGAUUAUACAGUCAUGAAUUAACUAGUAAGGCAAAUGUUCUUCAUGUCCUAAAGAUGUUGGGUAUACAUUUAAAAAUCAUUUAAACUUUUCAAUUUCCUUUGUAGCAGUAAGUAGUUGAGAGACCAUCAAAAGCAUGAUAAUU
Messenger RNA from Talpa occidentalis (Iberian mole), 1172 nucleotides. It is a transcript of the gene CLXN, whose product is annotated as calaxin. The record is from RefSeq and is a predicted model, not a curated record. The coding region runs from base 104 to 742 and encodes 212 amino acids. Lineage: Eukaryota; Metazoa; Chordata; Mammalia; Eulipotyphla; Talpidae. The transcript is spliced from 6 exons. Gene Ontology annotation, molecular function: calcium ion binding.